CAGAGAGAGAAAGAAGAGAGAGAGAGUGGAGAGAGAAACAAGAGAGAGAAAGAAGAGAGAGAGUGGAGAGAGAAAGCAGAGAGAGAAAGAGAGAGAAUUUCUCCGUUCGAAUUGAUAGAGGAGUUCUUGAAUCCGCAUCUACAGAAGGAGGCGAAUCCCAUCGUGGUGCGUUGUCCGAUUCCCUUCCCUCGUUCCGCGCAUCGGCGAAUCUGAACUCGCGAACCUCUCCCUCCAGCUCAAAAGCUCUCCCCGAUCUCGAUUCAUUUCACACCCACACCUUCCCUUUCCUUCCCCUUCCCCUUUUCCCCCGAUUCAUCAAAUGCCCUUCUUCCCUCGGCUUCCCCCGAAGCCCACGUGGUGAGCCCCGGCGGGCGAUUUGGCUCGGUACCCACUUCGGGUUUUGCCCGGGAGAAUCUUGGGUCGGGGGGCGUUGGGGGCCGGAGAGGAUGAAGAUCGAGGAGUUGGAGGACGCGGGGCGGGAGAGGGGCGACGGGGUCGAUGGGGAGAUGGUGGUGAGCAGCUACGACACGAAGAGGGUCUUGGUGGGUGCGGGCGCCAGGAUCUUGUUUUACCCCACCCUCUUGUAUAAUGUGUUUCGGAACAAGAUCCAAGCGCAGUUCAGAUGGUGGGAUGAAGUCGAUCAGUUUCUUUUGCUGGGUGCAGUGCCAUUCCCCAAGGAUGUUCCAAGACUAAAGCAGCUUGGUGUUGGUGGUGUCAUCACCUUAAAUGAACCUUAUGAAACUUUGGUGCCGUCAUCUUUGUACCAUGCCCAUGGGAUUGACCACCUUGUACUACCUACCAGGGAUUAUCUCUUUGCUCCAUCUUUCAUUGACAUUGGCCGUGCAGUGGACUUCAUUUACAGAAACUCAUCAUGUGGCCAAACAACAUAUGUUCAUUGUAAAGCUGGUCGUGGGAGGAGCACGACAAUAGUGCUCUGCUAUUUGGUAAAGUAUAAACACAUGACUCCUGCUGCUGCUCUAGAAUAUGUUAGGUCUAGAAGGCCUCGUGUACUCCUAGCCCCUGCGCAGUGGAAGGCAGUUCAAGAAUACAGCAAGGGCCUAAGAACGAUGGCGGUAUGUUCUCCGUCAGGCUCGGGGGACACUGUCUUUAUAACAAAGGCCGAUCUGGAAGGGUACCAGUGCACCUUGGAAGAUAAUUAUGGUAAGGAUCUGGCCAUCAUCCCCAAGGUGACGAGGUCAAGACCCAUGAUUGCAAAGUUGUCUUGCCUUUUCGCUUCGUUAAAAGUAUCUGGUGGUAUUGGGAGUCUGCCGAGGCGGUUGCCAGUACCGGAGGCACGCGCGUGCUAAGACGUUUUGCAUGUCACGGCGGCUCUUUUUGAUGUCUGUACAGGAAUUCCUCUGGGAAUGAGUUGUAUCGAGUUAGGAAUUGCCCCCCGGUAUCUUGUGUCUAAGAGAGAGAGAGAGAGAGAGAGAGAGAGAGAGAGAGAGAGUGCGAGAGAAGGUCAAGUGAGUAUAAAGAUACAAACAAAAGAGCUAUUGUUGCGUGGUGUAUUCUGCUUCAUCUUGUUGCACAGUCUUCGCAAUGAAUUCUGACACUUUUACUUGUUGGCAAUUGGAAUUCCCCCACUCCUCGGUGAUAUCUGUGGUUACGGGUAUCUCUGGAUUACCAAAAUAA
Molecule: messenger RNA, 1635 nt
Organism: Syzygium oleosum
Lineage: Eukaryota; Viridiplantae; Streptophyta; Magnoliopsida; Myrtales; Myrtaceae
Product: phosphatidylglycerophosphate phosphatase PTPMT2-like
Exons: 7
Coding region: 447-1307 (286 amino acids)
Biological process (GO): protein dephosphorylation
Molecular function (GO): protein tyrosine/serine/threonine phosphatase activity; phosphatidylinositol-4,5-bisphosphate 5-phosphatase activity
Source: RefSeq, a predicted model, not a curated record